Molecule: messenger RNA, 4700 nt
Organism: Caenorhabditis auriculariae
Lineage: Eukaryota; Metazoa; Nematoda; Chromadorea; Rhabditida; Rhabditidae
Source: the annotation of a GenBank genome assembly
AUGUGGCGGAAGAUAUUGAACUUUUGGCUGGAGACGUCGUCAUUAGGUGCUCUUCAUUUGGACAUCGAGCUGGACCACGUGCUGAGAUUGUUUGCCCGCCUGGCGACGUCUCCCAAUUAAAUGUCCAAAUGCUGACACGCCAGCAACUUGUGCGUCUCAUAUUUAGCACAUGGGACGUCCUAAUAAAGCAAAAGGCGAAAAUGUUGCGGAGCCUCACGUCGUCAUGUCAGAAAACGCCAUCAACAGGAUUCCAAAAUCACCUCGCCGCAAAACUCGUUAAUAACUUUUUAGAAGAAAAAUGUUUUUCUGAACUACUUCGACUUCGAUUUAGCCUCUUAAAAGGAGGUCACGUUAGUAUCAAUUUCGGAACUUUCUAUAAAUGUGCCCAGACUCUGUGGAGGUCUAGAUGCAAACUCUUUGAGGGUCCUACUUUCUCAAACUUUUGGUCCUAAAUUUACGAACUCUCAAAUUAUGCAAUCAGAACUGAGCCGAGGCUCGCAACUAUUAUCGCGCAACUAUGAUCCGUUAUGAUCUCGAAACUAGAAGUUAGCGCGGGAAGGACCAUCAUAGAUAUGAAUUUGAUACCGUGUUCAAAAUGCAAAAUAGCCGCCAGAGAAUGAAAAAGCAGAGCUGUGCUCUGGGCCAGCCGGGCUCGCGAAGCGGUCGAAAAUUUGCCACUUUUCGAACCUUUUUUCUCGAAACUUUCCUAUAAUGUUUAAAUAGGGAAGUGAGUGAUCGAAAAUAUGUUAUUUAGAGAAACUAUGUAAUCUAAAUCAUGAAGUGAGAGAUAAAAGUUUGCAACGAUUGUGGGCCGAUUCGGCCACUAACCUCGGCCCAACGCACAGUUCUGUGAAAAAGAUAACUAAAUUUUGGAGAAUCAGAGGUAAUUUUUCAUUUCGCGAUAAUGACUUUGAACACGGCAUAAACUUAUAAAGAAUUUCGGUCAUGAAAAUUCAUUGGAUUCUGCCAAAAUUUUCCUUCAAAAUAUUUCCGUCUUUAGGUUUCAUCUCUCAAAAUAUCACGUUUGUGAAUCGAACAUAUUCUCUCAUGAUAGACAAAAACAAAACUGUUUGCGAUGGUUGGAAGUAUUUCGAAAUUUCACGCAAAAUUACUACUUUUAAUAUAACCUUCUUCGCUUUUGCGGAAAAAUGAGCCGAAAUUCUCAAAUAUGAACAGCGGAGACGGCUCAUAGAAAGUCGAACAUGCUCCAUGGCCACGAACCUGUGGUCAUCCAUUCAAAAUUGAUGAUUUUGAGUAGAAAGAAAAUUUCAACAAUCUAGGGAGGAAAAAUCAAAGUUAAUGUAAUCGAGCCGCUUCAAAAACACGAAUUGGUUUUGAAUUUGAAAGAAAUGAAAGAGGCAGCUGUUGGUGUGGUUGGGUGCGUAACUCUAUAUUGUCGCGGAUCAACUUUCAAGGCGACCAAGCCAAAGUUUAGUCGAAAAAUUUUCAAAAACUCUUUUAAAGUUCCAGAAUUUCGCAUUGAAGUCUGAAAACUUGAAAUUCUUCAGCGUUUUGGCGUUCCUUUCGCUCAGAAAACUUCAUCAAAAUGUUUGCCCCUCACUUCUCUCGCAUUAGGAAUCAACUCCUAAGCAGGAAAUCGAAUUGAGGCCGACUUUUCAUCUUGAGUUCUCAACAAGGAAAAGAGAGUAAUCUAAAGAUCUAGAGUCGUUCCAAGAAAUCUUAAACAAGAAGAAGUUCAGUUUUUAUUAGAAACGUUUAUUCUCAAAAUUUUGUAAGUUUGUAAAAAAAGUGAAGGCGCAAAUUUAUGCAGUUGUCAGAUUCUACGUGUAAAUUGAGGUAUUGGCCAACCCUGUUUUAUCCAAUUAAGAUUACUGUGCGCGCAUAAUUGGAAUAGCAAAAAAAAGCGACCAAACAAGUGGGCGGACCUUGGCGGUCCCUAUUUAUGCUCAAUUCAAUCUGACUUUUAUUUAAACAAAAAAACGAUUUUCUCGGUGAGCUUUUGUCAUUGCUGACUCACUUCUGUCACACCAGCUAUUAAUUACCUCGAAAUCCAUUCCGCCAUUUUUGAAGGUGUUUUAAAUGGGAUUAUUGUAAAAAGUGGAUCAAACAUUUUAAAAUCAUUUAGUUUUGCUGAUAAGAUAAAAAAAACAAAUUGAAAGGGAUUUGGUUGUUGGUAGUUACAGUAGAGAGCAGGCAGAACUGAGUCGCGUCAAACAAACACAGGGCAAGGAGAAAAACGAGGAAUCUGAAGUGAUAACGGCUGAGGGUGCGCGAGGAUCCGCAGACGCAGGCCUGUUCAGCUCAACGAGCCGCUCCAAGGGACUUACAAACCAAAACACAAUUGAUCGCGGCCCUUGGACUCUCUGGCAGCGGUGGCAAACGUUUUCCGAUCCGUUGUACCCCGAAUCGCAAUCUCAUACUGAUCUUGUGAACCCUCACGCUUUAGCCAAGUUUUUUCCUUCCGAAUUUCGAGCUCCAUGAAAAUGAAAACAGAAAACACAGCUCGCAAACUUGGCAGGUGAUGGAGCUCACAGAGAAAAGAGCCGAUGAAAAGGAGCUCAGAAAAUUUUUUUUGACUUUCUGGACUCUCACGAUCCAGCUUUUGAAUAUGUGACUCAUGAUUCAUUUCAGAAAAAGACGGAGAUACAGCUGAAAAAGAUACUUCGUUCGGCCGAAGGGAAAUUCCAAGUGAGUUCACUUUCUUUCGACGAAAGGAAAUCGUCUUCGGGUUGGCAGAUUUUAAGAAAAGAUCAUUUCGGCAAUUGUUUGUUCUCUGUGUCGAGGUGCUCCCUUCCGUUCAACAACCUCUAGUUCGGAAAAGACUCAAUUCAAGCGAAACUUUGAAAAUUCGAAUUAAAACAUUUGAUAUGGCAGAUUUCUUCCUCCGCCGCUUCCGACGGGAUCGAAGGCGUGUUGAGCGUCGUGAAUGAUGAAAAUCCGCUGGAUGAAGAGCGCGGCUGGUUCAAUCCCAACUCUAGUCCUGAAGUACGUUGAAUUCUCCCGAUACAAAUUCUGUAAAUUUUUUUCUUUUUUUUUUGGAAGAUUGAAAAAUAUUGCUGUUUGAAAAAGAUGAGGAUUUAUAAAAAAAAAUAAGCUCUGCCAUCAUUUCGCGAUUUUUUGUUCGCAAACGUUUUGUCUUAUUCUGUAACCAAUUCGCCUAAACUCGUAAUUGGCUGAUUUCUCUGCGCUCUCUUCCUCCUUGGCGACCCUCUCAUGUUCACAUGCUGUUUCCUUGCUUCUAUGACUUGUCCUUUGAGAGAAAGGGACGCUGGUUGGUCAAACUGUUUCGAAUCUUGACGAAUGGGUCACACCUAACUUUCCUUCUAUUUUGAAGGGAGGAUAAUCGAAAUCUUCAGAUCAUGAAAGUGAUCUGCAGUUACGUGACUUGCGGCCCGACGCAGUCCAAGUGUCUGAAACCGAUUAUUCCCUUCGGCCACUGUUGCCCUCUUUGUGGUUCGUUCCAGUUUCCUGAAAUAUUUGUUUGAAUAUAUUCGAAGAGAGGAGCACUUUCCAUGUUUCAUAUUUUGAAAAAAUUUUUAAUAAAAUGGACCAGCAGAUAAAUUUGAAAAAGUUCGAAUUAAGGCGCCAAAAUCAACUUCGCGGCUCACAAUGCAAAGCUAGUGGAGAUAAAAGAAGCCGUCACUUUGGCGAUCCGAGAGAAGACGUUGCCUUGGAACACAACCCAGCUGGUGGAGAGAACCAACGACGAACAAGAGCCGACUUCGACCUUCCAGGUGGGAAAGCCGAGUUGAGUCACGUACCCCCUCAGGUCGUGCUUCUCGUCGACGACGCCGUCGACUACGACGAAGACGAUGUCGAAGAUCUGGUCAACAGAGCUCUCCAGAAGCUUCGCGACCGUUCCAGUGGGUAUUAAUUUCUUCUUCUUUUCUCAAAAAGUGUUAUCCAAGUUAACUUCAAUAUUGAAGGCCUUCUUCCACGCAGAAUUUUUCGCAUUGAAAUUAGUCAAGAACGGUUUAGAAUUCCCCUUUUUUGUAAUUUUUCAUUCUUCGUUUGUCAUUUUCCAUACACUGCGCUCUUUCAAUUUAUAUGAUGAAGAUUCACUUUCACAUAUGCUGGGAUUUACUUAUUCUCCGACUUUCUAACAAAAGAAAACAUUAUUUGCUAUUCUCGCGAGCCAAUCUUGCUUUUUUUAUUGUGGAUAUAUACGUUUUCUCUUAAGUAACAAGCUAUACUUAAAAGUUCGAGACUUCAAGAAUAUAUAUAGCACUUUUAAAUUUGCAGGAAACAUGAUGAGCUUCAUGAGCCCAACCGUUAUCAGCUCCAAAACUGACAGAGCGAUACGUCUGCGUAAGAUCCGAAAUAAAGUCAAAGCAAUUGGAAAAACUUUGAGGCUCGAUACUGGUCGGAGCAACGAUAUAUUUCCUCCUCGUUUUGAGCGUGAUAUGCGCUCUUAUGUACCGAAACGGAUUCUCACUUCCGACUACGAUGUAAACUUCAGAGAAUCUUCUUAAUUAAUAUAUUCUGUAGAAGGUAUGCGCUACCACGGGUCAAGUGGCACAGGAGAGACGACCGAGUUGAAUUGGUCGCUGAUGAGGUCCGUUUCUGGAAUGAAGGAAGCAUUCUUUGGAGUUGAGGAAGAAAGUUCUUCGACAGCGGUGGAGGAGAUGCCAAUAGAAACGAAAAGUGAUGAGGAAACCUUGGUUGCAUCCAGAGACUCGGCUAAGAAGGAAGACACAACGGAAGAUCAAUAUGGUAUACAACUGGUUGAUAUGCAAUGA